Messenger RNA from Pseudophryne corroboree (corroboree frog), 1946 nucleotides. Its product is annotated as steroid 21-hydroxylase. The record is from RefSeq and is a predicted model, not a curated record. Lineage: Eukaryota; Metazoa; Chordata; Amphibia; Anura; Myobatrachidae. Gene Ontology annotation, molecular function: iron ion binding; steroid 17-alpha-monooxygenase activity; heme binding. Gene Ontology annotation, biological process: progesterone metabolic process; hormone biosynthetic process. The transcript is spliced from 10 exons. The coding region runs from base 81 to 1499 and encodes 472 amino acids.
CCCAAUGGAGGCUCCCAGGGUUCCCCAGGGCUGGAAAGCAGUACCCUCCACGCCCCACUCCUUUACCUUUCCUGGGUAACAUGUUUGAUCUGGGGCGCCCUAAUUUACCCUGUCACUUCCUGCGCCUGUCCAAGAAGUACGGACCCAUCUUUCGCCUGAGCUUCUGGGGUCAAGACAUUGUUGUAUUAAACAGUGGUGCUCUGAUCCGUGAAGCCCUGAUUAAGAAGUGGGCAGACUUUGCUGGGAGACCAACUAGCUAUGUAGGUGACCUGAUAUCACUGGGGGGGAAGGACGUGUCCCUAGGAGACUACACUCCUGUCUGGAAAGUACAGAGGCGUCUCACUCACCUGGCUCUGCAGAAACGGGUCCGCAGGAACCUGGAGAGUCUGCUGGGGGAGGAGGCCAACAAGCUGUGUCAGGAUUUCCGGCAGAGGGGAGAUCAGCCACUGGAUGUGGCGGAAGACUUCUCUCUCCGCACAUGCAGAGUGAUCGCGGUGCUGACAUUUGGAACGUCUUACGAGCUCUCAGACCCCACCUUCCAGGAGAUCCACAAGUGCAUUGUUAACAUCAUUAAGUUAUUCGAGGCUCCAUCUGUCAGCGUCUUAGACUUUAUCCCAUUUCUUAGGAAGAUCCCAAACCAAGCCUUAAGCCAUCUCCUGAGGGCAGCAGAGAGAAGGGACGGCUUUGUGAGGCAUCAGAUGGAGAGACACAAGGCUCACCUCCCGGAGGUAGAGUCCCAGGAAGACAUAUUGGAUGAAAUGAUCCGCUUCCUUAAAGAAAAGUCCAAGUCUGAGGGCACCGAAGUGUCGGACCUCACAGAAGAUCACCUGCACAUGGCCGUGGUGGACCUGUUCAUUGGAGGCACAGAAACUACGGCGUCCGUAUUAACCUGGACAGUGGCCUUUCUUGUCCAUCACCCCGAGGCUCAGGAUAAAAUACACAAGGAGAUAAUGGGAGCGGUGGGGCAGGAACGUUACCCCACAUAUUCAGAUCGUAGCAGCCUGCCAUACCUCAAUGCCACCAUCUCAGAGAUGCUCCGACUGCGCCCUGUGGUGCCCCUUGCAGUACCGCACUCUGCCACUAGGGACACCAGUAUUGCAGGAUUCACCAUUCCAAAAGGAACCACAGUCAUCCCAAAUAUUUUUGCAGCUCAUCAUGAUGAAACAGUUUGGGACAACCCUGAACAGUUCAGCCCAGAGCGAUUCCUGUCAGAUUCCGAAGGCAUUGUCCCCUCCCGGUCUCUCCUUGCUUUCAGCAUGGGCGCGCGGCUCUGUAUCGGUGAGACAUUGGCCCGCAUGGAAAUUUUCUUCUUCCUCUCUCAUCUCCUCAGGGAUUUCUGCUUCUCCCCAGUGCCAUCUACACGCCUUCCUGACCUUCAUGGGGUCUUUGGGAUUAAUCUAAAGUGCCGUCCGUUUUUGGUACGUGCCCUUCCAUGGGAGACUAUACCAUCCGAUACCAAAUUGGUUCAACAGGAAAAGUCACACAUAAAUGAGACUUAAUACAGUCACCGUGGUCCCUUGCUGGACCGGAGAUAGAUGUGUACAUAGGAGAAACUCUUUGUGAUUCUCCACCACAGAUUUAAUGUGCCGUGUUUAGGAAUAAACCCCGCCUUCAUUUAUUGAAAAGGGGACAAUUGUAAUCCUAUUAAAGGCCAGUCCUGUUUGUUAUCGCAACGUGAAUCCGAAACUGAUGUUUAAAUGUGAAGUUAUCCAGAUAUCCAUACAUACAGCUCAUGUGGAGGCGAAACGUGUAGGGUAAAGCAACUUUAAGAUCCACAGUGAGGAUUCACAAUUGAGAACCUGUACCUCCUGAAAGUAUUCUGGCCUCAGCAAGACCUGAACGCUAUUGUCACAAAUGUGUAUUGUACAACCAUGCUUUGGAGCUGUGGGAAUUGUUUUAAUAAAUUUUUAAUAUUGUAUAUUUUGUUUCGAAAUUGUAUGAAAGGC